UCUCGCCCGUGAUUGGUCGAAUCACGUUUCAGGCAUUUCAGGUAUCACGUUUACAUUUCUUAUUGUGGUUGUCCUGAAAGAGGACGAAACGAAGCAGGGAAAGUGUUAAUGAAGUGUUUGUUGACAAUACUACAAUUUUUCCCAUUGCGAAGAUUUUCCAAUAAAUUUUAUCAAAAUGGUGUCUGGAGGAAUGACGUGUAUUAAAUAUUUGCUUUUUGUGUUCAACCUCUUGUUUUUCAUCUCAGGUGUUGUGAUUUUGGCAAUUGGGGCUGUUAUUUACGUGGUGUAUGGACACUAUUAUAAUUUCGUUUAUGACAGUUUCCAGUCUGCCCCCCUGGUGUUGAUGGUUGUGGGGGUUAUUAUUUUCCUUGUUUCGUUCUUUGGGUGUUGUGGGGCUUGCAAGGAGAAUCACUGUAUGAUCAUCACGUUCUCCGUAUUGUUGCUUGUGAUAUUUACUAUGGAGAUAGGCACAGGCAUUGCUGGGUAUAUUAGAAGGAAUGAAGUUGAGGUCAUGUUGGAAAACAAACUCAACUCAACAAUGUAUGAAUAUUACAGCAAUGAGAAAAUUAAAGAAACUUGGGACAUUGUUCAACAUGAGGCAAAAUGCUGCGGAAUGAACGGUUACAAAGAUUGGGAUAAGGUGAACCACAAUGGUAGUCUCCCUCACACCUGUUGCCCAGAUACUCCCGACGAUGGUUCCUGUACUCAAAAGUCGACCAACAUUUACCAAGACUCUUGUUUCGUAAUACUCAAAGAAGUUUUUACCAAGUAUGGUUCGAUCAUUGGUGGUGUAGGGAUUGGAAUCGCCGUUUGUCAGCUCAUGGGCGUGAUUUUCGCUUGUUGCUUGGCGCGUUCGAUCCGCCAGGGAUAUGCAACCGUGUAAACGUGGUAAUCUGACUUAAAAAUUUAUGUUUUUAUUUAUCGUAUUGUUGUAUUUUUGAGAUUUCUUUAUUACUCAAGUUUUUAAAUAAUGGGUCUGAUUAUUCUCGAAAUGGUACAAUCUUAAAUCACUUUCACUUCUGACUGAUUUAUCGCACUUUUCUCAACUUUGCUGAAAGAUACUAUUUUUUCUAUAGCGUUUCUUAUAGGAUAAGUUUUUAAAAUGGCAUCUAUAAUCGAGUAUUGUUUGAACAAAUUAUAUUGUAUAUUAAGAAGAAAAAUUACAAAAUGUAUUUUUCUGAGCCAAAUUGAGUACGAGGGGAGUCAAUAAAAAUCUACUUUCUAUCGAUUUUUGAUAAGAAAAAGUAUUUAUUUGUAUGUCUUAUGCUAUUUAUAUGUAAGAUAUUGAACUGAAUUUUUACAAUAGAGGCUAUUAGAAGAGACACUUAAGUUAGCGAAAUGUGUAUUUAUCUCUGGUUGUUGUAAAGGUUUGGUUAUCCUUUCUAUUAUGUGACUGUGUAUACAGUAUGUUCGUCUAGAAUCUAUAAACCACAGUUGAGCUCUAUGUCUAGUUGUACACUCAGUGAUAAAUACCUAUUUAUUAUUGAUGUUAUAUUAUUAUAAUUGUAAUAAAGUUAAUGAAAAUUUA
This is a messenger RNA of Tribolium madens (black flour beetle), 1528 nucleotides long. RefSeq names its product CD63 antigen-like. Bases 176 to 883 code for a protein of 235 amino acids. NCBI's taxonomy places the organism in Eukaryota, Metazoa, Arthropoda, Insecta, Coleoptera, Tenebrionidae. The transcript is spliced from 6 exons. Gene Ontology annotation, cellular component: membrane. The record is from RefSeq and is a predicted model, not a curated record.